AUUUGUUACUUCAACCACUGUCCUCAUUAUUAUAUAAAUCGAGAAAUGAUUUCUUGGUCGCCUGCAGUCGUAAUAUGCUUAAUUGCAACGUCCGCGAUAGCUAGUAUCGACGGUAGUUCCAGCGGCUGGCAGGGUGUGUCAGGGGGUUAUGGCUAUGAGUCUGGACACGGUUUGGAUUUGGGACACUUGUCCGGCGGUCUCCACGAUUAUGGGUCCUACGGGGGCGGCGGUCACGGACUGCACGGACACGUUCAGCAUCAUUACGCUCAAGCCGUGCCCGUCAGCGAGCACGUGGAAAUCACGAAACCUGUGCCCGUACCAGUUAUCAAAAACAUCGGGGUACCGGUAGCACAACCAGUGGCGAUAGCGAUCCCACACCCGGUCGCAAUCGGAGUACCGCAACCUUAUCCGGUUCACGUACCGGUCGCGAAGCCGGUAGCAAUUCCAGUGGUAAAGACCGUGGCUGUGCCAGUCGAGAAGAAGGUUCCCUUUCCGGUGGAGAAGAUAAUACCCGUUCCGGUAGAGAAGCACGUGCCCAUACCUGUCGAAAAGCACAUACCAGUGCCUGUGGAGAAGCCGUACCCGAUUCACGUGCCCGUUUACAAACACGUGUUUCAUCGGGUGAAGUCUCACGGAUGGAACUAUUAACCGUUGCAUCACGACGUUUCAAGCAAAGCCCGUAGAAGGAUACGUAUAUACGCGUAUGCAUCGACAGGAACGAUCCGCCGCAUUGCAGGCGGAGUAAUUACGCCUAACGGGGUGUAAAUCGACGAAUGGGAGUAGACAAGAUGCGUCGUUGCGUUCUGUACAUACAUAUUUAUGAUUGUUUGUUUUGUUACCGUGUUACCAAAUAAACGAUUUAUUUCUAAUGA
This is a messenger RNA of Ceratina calcarata, 872 nucleotides long. Its product is annotated as zinc finger protein 512B. Bases 46 to 648 code for a protein of 200 amino acids. Lineage: Eukaryota; Metazoa; Arthropoda; Insecta; Hymenoptera; Apidae. The transcript has 4 exons. The record is from RefSeq and is a predicted model, not a curated record.